Erinaceus europaeus (western European hedgehog) is the source of this 609-nucleotide messenger RNA. RefSeq names its product keratin-associated protein 21-1-like. The coding region runs from base 54 to 302 and encodes 82 amino acids. Lineage: Eukaryota; Metazoa; Chordata; Mammalia; Eulipotyphla; Erinaceidae. The record is from RefSeq and is a predicted model, not a curated record. The transcript has a single exon.
ACACACUUCAGGAACAUCCUCUCGACCAACCUGAAUUUUCUCCCCUUCACAACAUGUGUUGCAACUACUACGGCAACUCCUGUGGCUAUGGCUAUGGCUACGGCUGUGGAUUUGGCCCAUAUUAUGGCUCCAGAUAUGGAACUGGCUAUGGUUGUGGCUAUGGCUUAGGCUAUGGCUGUGGACUUGGCUCCCAUUAUGGCUGGGGCUGUGGUACGGGAUAUGGCUGUGGAUCUGGCUCUGGCUCUGGCUACUGUGGCUACAGGCCAUUUUACUAUAGAAGGUGCUAUUCUUCUUGCUGCUAGAACAUCAUUCUCCAAGGCAUCUUUGCCAUUGUCUAAAGAUAAUGCUGAUGUAAAAAUUUGUACCUCACUGUUUCUAUAUCCAGGAGAUAUAGAAACUUUUUUUUUUAAGAAUGACAUCACUAUGGGCAGAGACUCCAUAAAUCAUCUCUUUUCCUAAUAUUAGCUGUUAUGUUAUAUAUAUAUAUAUAUAUAUAUAUAUAUAUAUAUAUAUAUCUUAUUGUCUGUUACAGCCAUGUUGAUGACUUUAAUAUGCUACAUUUAAAGGAUUUGUUUAUUCUCAAUAAAAUGCUUCCUUGGCUCUAAGAAA